AUGGGUAUCAGCUAUUCCACUCCAGCUCCCUCAGAGAAACCCCCAGCAGCGGCAACCUCCCUGCGGCAGCUCGUUCCCGCAAGGGACGAUGUCGAAGAUGAAGCCCCGCCUCCAUACAGCGCGUCAGCGCCUACGACCACCGUUUCACUCUCUCAGAUAAGAAACUGGGAGGAGAUCCUCCUUCAGGACCCAAAGAACCGCCUCGCGAUCACCACCCUCGCAACAACCCCCUUCACAACCCUCCUGCGGAACCAACCCACCCUCCGCACCGACACCCAAAUCUUCAACAUCAGAAUCCCCCUUGAAGGCCAGCCAAUCACAAACCAGCGCUCCUCCGGUCGCUGCUGGCUCUUCGCAUCCACCAACGUCUUCCGCGUCCCGCUCAUGAACCGCUAUCACCUGGCCGACUUCGAGCUUAGCCAGGCGUACCUGUUCUACUGGGACAAGAUUGAGAAGGCGAACUUCUUCCUCGAGCAGAUCGUCGCGACGGCCGGGCUCGACCUCUCCAGCCGUCUCGUCCAGACCCUCCUCCAGGACCCCGUCACGGACGGCGGCCAGUGGGACAUGGUGGCCAACGUCGUCCGGAAAUACGGACUCGUCCCGCACGUCCUGUACCCCGAUCCUGUCAACGCCCAGGCAUCGGCGAAAAUGGACUGGCUUGUCACCGCAAAGCUGCGCGAGCAUGCGCUGAGGCUGCGCUCGCUCGUCAGCAAGUCGAGUCGUGAGGGGGCCAUGGAUGCGGCGGUAGCGCGCGCGAAAGACGAAGCGCUGCGGGAGAUCCAUGCGCUGGUCACGCUCAUGCUGGGUCCGCCGCCGCGGCCGGAUGAGGAGUUCGUGUGGGAGUUUGAUGACGCAGUGAGUGGGCGGGCGAGACGGGUCGUCGACACGCCGCGUGGGUUCGCGGAGAAGGCGUUCGCCAUGGCGGCGACGCGCAGGACGGAGGUCGAUCCGACGAGCAUGAUCAGCCUGGUGAAUGAUCCGCGGAAUGAGUUUGGGCGCUUGAUGACGGUUGAUCGGCUCGGAAAUGUGGUGGAGGGACGGCCCAUCACGUAUGUCAACGUCGAUAUGAAGACGAUCAAAGCAGCAGCCAUUGCUAUGCUCCGCGCCGGCCAUCCGGUCUUUUUCGGCUGCGACGUGGGCAAGUCCUCAGACUCAACGCUGGGUGUCAUGGAUGCGGAGCUGUGGGAUCUGGAGCUGGCAUUCAACGUCACUCUCGGAAUGACCAAGGCGGAGCGCCUGAGCAGCGGCGAGUCGUCCAUGACGCACGCGAUGGUGCUGACGGCGGUGCAUGUCGAGGACGGCAAGCCGGUGCGCUGGCGGGUGCAGAACUCGUGGGGCGACCAGGUUGGUGACAAGGGCUGGUUUGUCAUGACGGAUCGCUGGAUGGACGAGUUCACCUUCCAGGUCGUGGUUGAUCCGCGGUUUGUCUCCAAGGAGGUGCGGGAUAUCCUCAACCAGGAGCCGACGGUACUGCCGCGGUGGGACCCCAUGGGGGUGCUUGCGUAG
This is a messenger RNA of Aspergillus terreus NIH2624, 1506 nucleotides long. RefSeq names its product C1 family peptidase. The coding region runs from base 1 to 1506 and encodes 501 amino acids. The transcript is spliced from 3 exons. NCBI's taxonomy places the organism in Eukaryota, Fungi, Ascomycota, Eurotiomycetes, Eurotiales, Aspergillaceae. Gene Ontology annotation, cellular component: cytoplasm. Gene Ontology annotation, molecular function: cysteine-type aminopeptidase activity. Gene Ontology annotation, biological process: proteolysis; L-homocysteine catabolic process; response to toxic substance. The record is from RefSeq and is a predicted model, not a curated record.